Molecule: messenger RNA, 1907 nt
Organism: Exaiptasia diaphana
Lineage: Eukaryota; Metazoa; Cnidaria; Anthozoa; Actiniaria; Aiptasiidae
Product: serine dehydratase-like
Exons: 8
Coding region: 50-1012 (320 amino acids)
Biological process (GO): L-threonine catabolic process; L-serine catabolic process
Molecular function (GO): L-serine ammonia-lyase activity; pyridoxal phosphate binding; threonine deaminase activity
Source: RefSeq, a predicted model, not a curated record
ACUGAAGAAGACGUUGUUGCAUUCAACUGAUCUGGCAAGAAAGUCGAACAUGCAGCCAUUACACAUCAAAACACCGCUCUUAGAAAGUCACCCAUUAUCAAAGAUAGUAGGAUGUCCAGUUUAUUUGAAGCUGGAAAACAUACAACCAGUUUCAUCUUUCAAGCUUCGUGGACUUGGCCAUUUGUGCCAAAAGGCUGUUCAAAAUGGUUGCAAGCACAUUGUGUGUUCCUCAGGUGGUAAUGCUGGUCUUGCAGCUGCAUACUCAGCCAGAAAGCUCAAUGUUCCAUGCACAAUUAUAGUCCCAUCAACAACCCCUGCUUUUAUGGUUAAACGUUUAGAGGAGGAAAAAGCAAAAGUCAUCGUACAUGGGGAUGUCUGGAAUGAUGCUGAUGCUUUAGCACAAGAAUUAUGUAAAGAUCCUGAAUAUACAUAUAUACCUCCAUUUGACCACCCAGACAUUUGGGAGGGUGUGGCAUCUCUUGUCCAUGAAGCUGUGGAAGAUCUUCAAGGAACUAAGCCCAGUGUUGUUGCAGUCUGUGUUGGUGGUGGAGGCCUGCUAUGUGGAAUCUUACAGGGUUUACAUGACGUUGGUUGGCAAGAUGUUCCUGUAGUUGCUAUGGAAACAGAAGGUGCCAACUGUCUGAAUGCAUCACUCAAUGAAAACAGAAUUGUCAAACUAGAUGGCAUUACAAGCAUUGCCAAAUGUCUUGGGUCAACACAAGUUGCUCGGAGAGCUUUUCAGUGGACAAAAGAACAUAACAUUAUUUCUGAUUUAUGUACUGAUGUUGAUGCACUAAAUGCUUGUUUGCGGUUUGCAGAUGACCAUCGAAUGCUUGUGGAACCAGGAUGUGGAGCGACCCUAGCUUCUGUUUAUAACAACAUGUACGACAAAUGGAGUAAAGAAGGGAAGCUAAAUUCCGAUAUUAAAUCAAUUCUAGUCGUAGUCUGUGGUGGGAAUAUGGUGUCUUUAGAGCAGUUACAAAUAUGGAAAAAACAGCUUGGAAUGUCAUAAACUAAUCUGCAGUUCCAAUCUAGUAAUAUUUAUUCUUAGUCACUCUAAUAAUCAUUGAAGUCAAAGCCUGAAGCGUUAAUCCAGGAUUAACUAGAUAGUGUUUUUAAGACUGAAUAACUUAUUGUAUAAUUUUUAGGUCGUAAAACGCCUGAGACUAUUAAGGGCUAUUUUAACGAAAACAAAAAAAUUUUUGGAAUUCCUUGUAAUUCAAAGGAAUGUAUAUACGAGAGUACAUCACAAAAGGGGUCUUAGCUUUUGCCGAAAUAUCUAGAUUUCCAAAAGCCGCGAUUCAUUCACUGGGUGCAGAGUUACUUUUGUGUUGUCAAUCCUCAUCAUUGUCCUGCCUGGACUGAAGGUGUCAAAUACAUAGCAGCCUUUUGGACAGUAAUUUCGGCUUUUAAUACAAAGGAAAAAAAACUGCGUGCGUUGUGUUCGGGUCUAUGGCCGAUCUGCAUGACGGUCAAGGCGCGGUCUUGUGGAGCAGCGUUGCAGCUGUUCUUGUGCGCCUUGCGUGCGCUGUACAGCCUAGGUAUUGGGCAAGAAUUGACAGAGUACAUCGCAAAAGGGGUCUUAGCUUUGGAGGAAAUGUCUAGAUGUCCAAAAGCGGCGAUUCAUUUGCACAGUGCAUCAAAGAGGUCCUAAUUCUUUGUCUCCCUUUUGUGUUGUCAAUCCUCAUAUACAUAUUAAAAACUUGAAAGGGAAUAUUUAUGGUCGGGAGUCAUCCAGAGUCGAGAAAUUUUAGUUUAAAACAUAAAAGAACAAUAGGGUUGUUCAUUAAAUAAUAAAACCACAUGCAUAGGAUUACUGGGAUUUCAGUGCAAGUUUUGAGAAUUUUCAUCGUAGUUGCACUGUAACAAUCAUCAUAUUUAAGACUAUUAAAAUCGAUUUUAUAUUA